This is a messenger RNA of Aspergillus novofumigatus IBT 16806, 1743 nucleotides long. Its product is annotated as agmatine deiminase family protein. The coding region runs from base 210 to 1346 and encodes 378 amino acids. NCBI's taxonomy places the organism in Eukaryota, Fungi, Ascomycota, Eurotiomycetes, Eurotiales, Aspergillaceae. The transcript has a single exon. Gene Ontology annotation, molecular function: protein-arginine deiminase activity; agmatine deiminase activity. The record is from RefSeq and is a predicted model, not a curated record. Gene Ontology annotation, biological process: putrescine biosynthetic process.
CAAAAUCAAGGAAAGCUGAUAUCGUACUGCUGACUAGCGGUAAAUUGGGCGUCUACCUACUGCCAGUAUGGUCUAGGGACAACCGACAUAGACACCGCACACACUCCUUUCAUGCCUAUAAGACGCUUCUUUUCUUCAUCCAUCUGGCAAAUUGUCCCAACUGCGAGUUGUACAACAAAUCUAUCCUGCUAAAAGGCUAUUCCCGCAUUAUGUUGCCUCCUCUGGAAACUGGUCGCUUCUUUUUCCCGCCCGAGUGGCAUCCUCAUCUUGCUACCAUACUUGGUUUCCCAUCCCGAGCAUCGACUUGUGACGAGCUCCACGAUGACAACUGCAGUGAAAUAGUCGACCUUGCCGCUGCGAUCGCAGAGUUUGAGCCCGUUCGGCUGUACGCGCGUCCAGAAGACGUAUCUGCUGCCCAGGACCUUGUUAACCGCAAGGUAGCCGAUCCCUCCCAAGUGAGCGUCGUCCCCACGCCCAUCAACCACUGUUGGGUACGCGAUACUGGCCCGGUGUAUGUUCACGACGCGUCCGGCGAGUUAGAUCCAAAGCAGCGACUGGCGAUCAGCUUCGAAUUCAACGAAUGGGGCAAUAAAAACGGAUGGGAAGGUAUCGAUGGGGAUUACCGAUUCGCCAACCCUUCCAUGACGCCGAAAUGUUUGCAGGAGAACACCGACUUCGCUCGGAAUGUCAUCGAGAGCGACACCACCCCAUCGCCCGUGCAGCUGGUCAAAUCACGCAUCCGCACGGAGGGCGGCGGUCUCGUCGUCGACGGCGACGGCACCUUGAUUGUUGCCGAGAGCUAUAUGGUCUGCGACCAGCGCAACCCUGGCCUGAGUCGUGAUGAGAUCGAGGUAGAACUGCGCCGGGUCCUUGGCGUGGAGAAAGUUAUCUGGGUUCCUGGACGGAAGGGACUCGAUAUCACCGACUGCCAUGUGGAUGCUGAGGUGCGAUUCAUCCGCCCGGGUGUCCUCGUCUGGUCACGCCAUCACCCCAGUGUUCCACAGGUGUGGUUGGACAUGUCCCACGAGAUCCGCCACAUAUUGGAAAACGAAACAGACGCAAAAGGCCGGAAAUUCGAACUGCAUGCGAUUGAUGAGCCCGGCCCGGCAGACCUCGGGAUCGAAGAGCACGACGAGUUCGUUUCUGGGUACGCCAAUUUCUAUUUCUGCAACGGAGGAGUGAUUAUUCCUGGAUUCGGCGUCGAGGAGUACGACCGCAAAGCGAGGGAAACCCUGCAAAAGCUGAUGCCGGAGCGCAAGGUGCGACAGGUGCAACUCAACGCCAUUCCCUUGAGUGGUGGUGUGAUUCACUGUGUGACACAGCAGGUUCCAAUGCCAGUAGCAUAAGUAUUUGCUCUAUCCCUCAUCGUGUUCCCAUGCCUUUGCAAGAUCGGCGUAUACUUUUUUGGUGUACGCUACCUCUGGAGCCAACAUGUAUGCCCUCAACCUGUCAGUCUCUUAUAUGCGAAGGAUUUCUACUGUUUGCGAAAUUUUGUUGAAUAUAGCUCUACAUGUCUAUACCUGAGUGAUGGCUCCUUGCUUCCUAGUGUUUACGCGACUCAACAUGUUUUGAAGCUCCCUUUCAAUUUUUCCAUGCCGUGUAUCUUCAAAUAGUUGGGAGUCUUGCCUAGAGCUUCAUUAUCGUAAGCGAAGAGCUAUUGGCCAACUCUUUUGAGGUAGAGUUGAGGCUUUAUUUGAAUAGCGCGUAGAAUACUUAACAAGGGACUUGUUAUACAUCUCCCAC